Drosophila takahashii is the source of this 7882-nucleotide messenger RNA. RefSeq names its product PAX transcription activation domain interacting protein (gene Ptip). The record is from RefSeq and is a predicted model, not a curated record. NCBI's taxonomy places the organism in Eukaryota, Metazoa, Arthropoda, Insecta, Diptera, Drosophilidae.
UUCAGCUCUAGAAGGAAGGAGCAGCGGUGAUAAAACGAGAAAAAUUGAAGUUUGAAUGCAAUUUUUCCGCCUUAAAUAGCAUCUGGAAUGCACUUCGCGAUAAGCUCCGUACCGCCUAACAUUUUCCGAAGUUCGCGAGCGGGAAAAAGCAGCGCCAAGACGAGAGAACACGCUGAAAUGUAGAUGUCCACGAGCAGCCGCAGCAGCAGCAAUAACAAAAGCAAAAGUGAAAUUAGCGCCGCCAGGGAAGUGCAAGUGGCCAAGCAAACGGCGGCGCCAUGGAAAAUCUCAAGAUAAGCGAUAAACUGUUCGAGGAUGUGAUUUACUAUGUGCUGGGAAACUUGGACGAAGAGAUCGAACGCUUUCUCAAAAGCGGGGGCGCGCAAUCAAAGUCCUUCGUAUCGGAUCAGAUCACGCAUAUGAUAUGCGCCUCCAACUACACCGAGGAGGAGUUGUCCAUGAACCUGGACCUGUACAGCGCCAUUCCCGUGACGGAGCAAUGGAUCGUGCACAGCGCCAAACUGGGCCGAAUGGCUUCGACGAAGGCCUUCGAUCCGAGUCCCAAUCAGAUGCGGCUCAUGCGCGGCAUACGGGUGGCCAUCACCAACGUGGUGGCCGGUGAUCGGAGGCGCCUCUACGCCAUGCUGACCUACCACGGUGCCGUCGUGACGCACAGCUUCGGGGCCACCAACACGCAUCUGGUAUGCGGAGCUGCCAACGGCGGCAUCUACAACAAGGCGCUGGCGCUGCCCAAGAAUGCCAUCAUCAUCGUCACACCUGACUGGGUGACGGACAGUCUAAAGUACAAGAACUGCAUGCCGGUGGAGAACUAUCAUCCCAGAUUACUUAAGCCCAUUGAAAAGCAAAGAACGCAGAAGCAGCAGGCCACUCAGCAGCAGCAGCAGAUGCAGCAACAACAAUUGCAACACCAGCAACAGCUGCAUCAACAGCAGCAGCAACAACAACAGCAGCAGCAGCAACAACAACAGCAGCAGCAGCAGCAACAACAGCUACAACAACAGAUUAUCCAGCAGCAGACUACUGCUACAUCCACACUCUCAGAUAUCCUUGGCUUUGGCGAGGACAGCGCAGCUGCCAAGAGUAUCGCGAGUAUCAAGUCUCAGCUGCAAGCCUCCGCCGAACAAAUCCAACAGCAACAGCUGCCCGUGCCCGCCCAGCAGCAGGUGGUAUUUGUGCGCCCCCAGCCACAGGCCCAGAAGCCAGCCCAACAGCAAUCCCCGCACCAGCUGCAACAAGGCGGUCCUCAGGCACCUGGACCAGCAACACACCCGCAGCAGCACCAACAACAACAGCUAAUAAUUCAGCAGCAAAAGAUUAUACCCGCCAAUCUGCAGCAACAGCCACCAAAUCAGCAGCAGAUCAAAAAUAUCCUGCAGCAGCAGAGGCAGUUGAAAAAUACGCAGCAGCAGCAGUCUCAGCAGCAGCAACAGCAACAAAUUCAAAUGAUUCAGCAGCAACAGCAGCAGCAGCAGCAGACUCUCAUGCAGCAGGAGCAACCGCAGCAUCCGCAGGCACUUCCACAGCAGCACCCACAGCCCCUCCCACAGCAGCUCCCUCAGCCCCUUCCACAGCAGCACCCACAACAACAUCCACAGCAGCACGCCCAGCAACUUCAACAACAGCAGCAGUCGCCCAGAAUGCCGACAACUCCAACAGGCCGGCAUACACCACGAACACCAUCCACAACGCCUCAGCCUGUUCAGUCUCCGCAGCACCAUCAGCAGAUAGUGCAACAGCAGGUGGGUCAGCAGCAAGUGGGUCAGCAGCAGACGAUAGUGCAGCAGCAGCAAAUAGUUCAACAGCAAGUUGUUCAGCAGCCGCAACAACAAUCCGUACCCGUUUCGCCGCAAAUGAUACACCAACACCUAAUGCGGCAGCAACAGAUUUUGAACCAGAAUCAAAUGCAGCUGCAGCAAAUCGUGCAAAGCGGACAAGCGUUGACCCCACAACAGCAGCAGCAGCAAAGACAAAUUCAGCAACAGCUUCAACAAGUCCUGCAGAACCAACAACAAUUGCAGAUGCAAAUGCAGCAGCAACAACAGCAGCAGCAGCAGAAUUUGCAGCAACAACAGUCCCCACGGAUGGUGCAAAACCGUUCGCCAGUUAUGCCGCCAAGUACGCCCUCGCCAUCGUUGCAGCAGCAGCAACAGCAGCAUCAUGCUACUAGCAAUAUGUUGCCACCACAGUCACCGCGCCAACUGCAAUCGCCAGCUCCACAGAUGACUCCGCCGCCUCCGCCCUCGCCGCAGAGCGCCCAACAACAUCACUUGCGCCAGCAGCAACAACAAAUGCAGCAGAAUCGCCAGCAGCACAUGAUGGGAUCACCGCAGCAGCCCCCAAUGAUGUCCCCGCAGCAACAACAACAAAUGCCCUUUCAACAGCCCGUCCAUCAGCAGCAGCGCAUGCAACUGCAACAGCAACAACAAUUGGCCCAGCAACAACAGCAGCAGCAACAGCAACAGAGUCCGCAGCACAUUUCGCCGCAGUCGCCCCAAAUUUCCCAAACUCCACCAAUGCAGGCCAAACUGCAUCAGCAUCAGGCUGUGACAGGACAUUCCGCUCAGCCGCAGCCGCAGUCAUUCUCCCAGCAGAAGCCCAUCGACCCAACGGAUCCUGUUCAAGUCGCUCAGGUGCUAAGCCGUUCUGCAUUGAGCAGCAAUCAGGACUCGCUAAUAAUGAGGCAACAACAAUUGAAGCAGCAACAACAAUUGCAACAGCAACAGCAAAUGGCACCGCAACCACAGCAGCAGAAUAUUGGACAGCAGCCGCAGCAGCAACAGCAGCCACAACAACAGCACACACCGUCACCACGGCAGUCUCCACUGCAGCAACAACCUACCACGCCGACGUUGCAACAACAGCCACAGCAACAACAACAAAAUCCUCAACAAAUUCAGCAACAGCAGCCACAACAACAACAACAGCAGGUCCUGACACAGCAACAACCCCAGCCUGGACAACAGCAACAAGUUAUCACCCAGCGCCACGUUAUUAACACAUCCACGGCACAAGGACAACAAAUCAUUCAAAGCCAUAUGUCUUUGGCUCUGCAGAAGCAGCAGCAAAUGUUGCAGGUUCAACAACAGACACAACAGCCGCAGCAGCAACAACAGCAGCUACCUCAAGUGCAGCAAAUUCCCUCGGCGCAGCAGCAACAGCAGCAGCUUCCCCAGCAGCAGCUACCGCAACAGCACGCGCAGCAACAAGUACAAUUUACACAGCAGCAGCAAAUUGCUCUUGGAGCUGGUGGUCAAGUGCGAAUAAUUCAGCAGACGAUACAGCGUCCACCAACCAAUGUCCAGCAACAACAACAGGUUCCACAACAACAACAACAACAGAUUAUUGGCCAAUUUCCACAACAACAGCAACUGCAACAACAACCUCAGCAGCAACAAAUUCUUGGAGUUCAGCAGCCACAACAGCAGCAGCAGCAGCAACAAAAAACAUUUAUUAUUAGUCAGCAGCACUUCAAUCAACUUAGCGUGCAACAGCAGCAGCAAAUUUUGGCUCAAAAUCCGCAAAGCCAAAACGUUUACGUGGUCAAUCAGACCCAACAGCAACUUGUGCAGCAGCAACAAAUGUUGCAGCAGCAGCAGAUUAUACCGCAGCAGCAACAACAGCAAAGGAUGCAAAUGCAGCAGCCGCAACAGAUUGUUGUGAAUCAGCAAAUUCUAAGCGAUCCGCAGCGCUUGCAGUACCUACAACAACAGCAGUUGAUGCAAAAGCAACAGCAACAGCAGCAGCAACAACAGCAGCUAGUGGGACCGCAACAGCAACAAAUCCUUAUACAACAGCAGCAGGCCCCCCAACAGCAGCAGAUAUUGCAGCAGAAGCUUUCCAACGAUCCCCAACAGCAACAACAAAUAAUGCAGCUUAUCACGCAACAACUUCCGCAACGCACGCCGCCACCUCAACAGCAACAACAACAACAACUGCUGCUGCAGCAAUCUCCGCAACACCAUCAGCAAAUGCCACAACAGCAUUGGUCGCCCCAGAGCCCUGCUGGCGGUCAGGUGGCCCCCAGUACUCCAGGAACUCCGGGGAUGCAAUCCCCGUUGUCCAGCGUACCAACCACGCCGCAGCCGCAAACACAGCAGCAAUUUGUCCCGCGUGGGUUGCGCCCGCAAACCUCUUGGCCCGGUCAGGCACAGCAGCAGCAACCUCAACCUCCUCAGCAACAGCAACAGAUCGUCCUGCCGCCACCCCAACAACAACAACAACAGCAGCAACAGGCACAGGUUGGCCAACAACAACAGCUGGUACUGCAGCAGCCCCAGCAACAGAAAAUAGUGGUGGAUGAGAAAACACACACGCAUCUCAUGUCGUUGGAUGUUCACAAGAGAGCAGAAUACAUCGCCAAGUUAAAUCAGCAAAAUCAGCAAAACAAACCACGGGUAAUGCUGCGGCAGCAGGUUGCCUACCAGCCACGACCCGGAGCACCGGGAAACAUAGUCUCAACACGACAUGCCGGUCCUGUUCCUCCCGGUCACAUUAUUGUCCAACAGCAAAUGCCACCUGGAUUAACGCAACAGCAACAGGUGCUCUGGCUGCAGGCACAACAAGGCAAACGUCAGGUUGUCGUACGCGCCGGAACUUCUGGCCUGAGUCCCAUUCAGCAGCAGCCGGGAGUGGGACCUCCGCAGCAGCAGCAGUCGCCGCAGCAGCAGGCUUUUAAUCCUAAUGAUCCCAACCAGCAAAUGCUGAUGCAGCGCCAACAGUUGCGAGUACAGCAGAUUCCCAUCCAGCAGCAGGGACCUCAGCAGCUCGGGAAGCAAACGGUGCAGCUCAUGACUGGGCCCAACGGGCAGCUGAUCGAGCAACAGACGAUCGUCCAACAGCCGCAGCAGCAGUCCGCUCCGGGCACGCCCACCACUCCAGGCGCUGGGGGCGUUCUUCCCGGAAAUGCCAACAUAAUGACACAAACCCUGGUCAUGACAUCAACAACUCCUGAUGGUCAGCCGCAACAAACACCGCAGCAAAUGAACCUGAAGACCAAGACGGCACUGGCCAACAUGCUAAGUAAUCGGUUAGGAAACAAUGGAGCUCAGACACCGCAGCAGCAACUAAUUCAACUGCCCGAUGGUCAGCAACAACAGCAGCCCCAGCAGCAGCAGAUUGUGCAGCAGGUGGUGGUGACCGGAGCUAUUCAGCAACAGCAACAACAAUUGCUCCUGCAACAACAACAGCAGCAGCAGCAACAAAUGGUUGUCCAACAGCAGCAGCAUGUCGAACCACCAUCAGCAGCUGGUGCUCUCAGAAUGAUGGGCCAGCAACACAGCGCCUCUGCCGGAGUGCCUGGACCUCCGCGAACUCAACAGGAGUUGCUAAUGCUGCAGCAGCAACAACAACAACAGCAGCAACAACUGCUGCAACAGCAGCAAAUGCGCAGAGUGGUUGCUCUUCCGCAACAACAGCAGGCACCGCAGCAGCAUCUGGUCCAGCAACAGAUUGUUGUCGCUCCCCCGCAGUCGCCGCAACAGCAGCAACAGAUGGCUGUGGGUGUGGGCGUGGGUGUGCCGGUACAGCGGACUCCUCACGGCUACAUUCAGGCCCGUCCGGGACAGCCACCGAUACCGAUGCCCCAGUUCUACGGUCACAAUCCAAAUCUAAAGCUGCCGGCUGAUCUUUUCCUGGUCGGCUGCACUUUCUACAUAGUGGAAUACGACGAAACAGACGGCGAUGAGCUCCCCAUCUGGCUAGAUACGAUCCGGCAGUUUGGCGGUGACAUCGAACGAGUCUACUGCCCCAGGGUUACCCACGUUAUUUGCCGCACUCAGCGGCACGGCGUAGUGAUGCAGGCGUUGCGGGAUGCCAAGCGUUGCGUCACAGCCUACUGGCUAAGUGAUAUUUGCCUAAAGCGGCAGCUGAUGCCUCCGUGGCAACCGCUGCACUUGCCUUUCCCAAGCCAGUUUGGCUAUCGGAAGCCGUUAGAACGCUAUAUAAUAACCUCCGAGGGAUUUGAGGGCGAAGAGGUGGUGAGGCUGCAGCAGAUGGCCGAGGAAUGCGGAGCCAUCUACACCUCCUAUCUUUCCAAGGUGAACACUGUGGUCGUAUGCAAGCAACUCGAGGGGAAUAAGUUUAAUGCGGCCAAGGAGUGGAACAUCCCGAUGGUCAAUGCUCUUUGGCUGAGCGACGUCUGCAUCGGCAACCUUAGUGGCCUCUCGCAAUACGACAAUCCCAAGUACCAGCAGUACAAUCUGGUCGCUCCCUUCCGCAUCGAAUGCAAUUUGGUGGCGCACCUGCUGACUGCUUGGAAGGCGCCUAUCAAUCUCACACAGGAGGCGCACGAGCGGGUCAAGCGCCAUCUGUCCGAUCCCUAUGGCAACGAGCACAAACUUAAGCGCCAGAAGAUGAACUCAUUUCAGCAGGAGCAACUGCCUGAGCAAAUUGUGUGCCUCGAAUAUCCUACAACCACCAAGCCACCCAAGGUUAUUUUCUCCCAGGUCGCGGAUGCCGAGGCACUUAAAAAGGCAGUGUUGAUUUUGGGUGGAAUUGUGGUGGACAACCCUGCAGAUGCCACUCACCUGGUGAUGACACGCGAGAGUCGAACCUGCAAGCUGAUUCAGGCCUGCUGCCAUGUGGACUAUGUGCUUAAGUCGAGCUGGAUUGCGGAUAGUGCCAAAGCUGGUAAAUUUGUGCCCACCGAUUCAUAUCGCAUACAGCACAUACCGGUGGACGAGAACCUGCAGUUCAAUCUGAACACUGUUCUGUGCGCACCUACGCGUUCCACGCUGUUUGCGGGAAAAUACUUUCACGUGACGCCGGACGUGUUCCCAGCCCGCGAGGAAAUCAUACGAAUGAUUGAAUCGUCUGGGGGCAAAGUGGAGCCAAAGCGGAGAAGCGGGGCAGCUGUGUCCGAAACACACAUUCAGGCGCCCGACUCCUACUUCAUAGUGACCUGCCCCACAGACAUGCAUCUCUGCGCCGAUCUCACGCGUCACGGAAACCCAAAGUGCCACAUUGUGUCCACGGAGUUCGUCAUGAGCUCGAUACUCAGGCAGCAGCUGGAGAUUGAGCCCAACCUGAUACCCUACUUGUAUAACAACAACAAUGUCAAUAGCUGCAACAGUAACAAGUCCUAGCGCCGAGUGUUCUGGUUAUUGUAGACCUGAGAUGAGGUCUCAGACUUACUGUAUAGUCACAAAAGAAUUUAUGCGACCUGUUAUUUAAGUACAUAAGAGUAUGACAGUUAGAAAAUUGAGCCGCUUCAGUUGACCAAUGCAAAUAUUAAAAGCCUACCAACUUCUUAUGAUGAACCAACACGAAACUAGUCCACAGAAUUCGUCAAUUCAUUAAGGCAUGCUAGAACGGUAGAGUUUUUACGGUCUUGGGCACAUCAGCAUAUCGGUCAUUAGUAAUACGUAAUGCAUCUUUAUUUUAAGGUAAUAAGUUUUCGCUUAUUUUUAUUCGUCUACUCUAGCUCACAUUGAAUUGUAAAUAUUUUUAAGAGAAUUAUCUUCUCUUUUUAAUCUGCUAAUAUCAAACAAAUAGAUUGUAUAUUUAAAGAAUGGUCGUUCCAUAUAUCUAUAUAUCAUUUCGGAACAUUUGGCAAUAUUUGGACGGCCCUUAGAUAGCCCAUUAUUUAACGAAGUACAUUUUGAAGAGCUCGACCGAUAUGUAUAGAAUUAGAAUAUAUGAUUGCAUGUAACAAAGAACUACCUUAAAUAGUGUUAGGAAUAAAGAUUCAUACAAUCAUUUUAUAUAUUUUUAUAGGUUCAGGAACCUUUAGCUUGAAAAAGUCACACAAAUAUACACAUAUAUUUCCUAGAGUAUACGAAAUGUUUCACAGAAAUUGAUAUUGUCGGCUAUUAGUAUAUUAAGUACUUUUCACAUAGGUAAAGCCAAUAUUUUCCGAUUUAAU